Messenger RNA from Phragmites australis (common reed), 1482 nucleotides. RefSeq names its product cinnamyl alcohol dehydrogenase 7-like. NCBI's taxonomy places the organism in Eukaryota, Viridiplantae, Streptophyta, Magnoliopsida, Poales, Poaceae. Gene Ontology annotation, biological process: lignin biosynthetic process. The record is from RefSeq and is a predicted model, not a curated record. Gene Ontology annotation, molecular function: cinnamyl-alcohol dehydrogenase activity; zinc ion binding. The coding region runs from base 174 to 1256 and encodes 360 amino acids. The transcript is spliced from 5 exons.
CACGUUUGGGACCCAACGCCGCGGCGGUCUCGCGCCAUAAAGGGAGCGGCAGCUCUAGAAGCGGUCUCGCCGCCACUCGCAACAGCUCGACAGCUCCUCCGCCACCCCCACGGCUAAUCAAACCGUCGCGGCACCCUUCCCCAGAGGAGAGGCUCCCCCCUGCCCGGGCCGCGAUGGCGCCAGCGGAGUCGGAGCAGCACCCGCGGAAGGCGCUGGCGCUCGCAGCGCACGACGCCUCCGGCCGCGUCACACCCAUCCGCAUCUCGCGAAGGGACACUGGAGAUGACGAUGUCGCUAUACAGAUACUGUACUGCGGGAUAUGUCACUCUGACCUGCACACCAUCAAGAAUGAGUGGAGGAACGCCAUCUACCCAGUUAUUGCCGGACACGAGAUCGCCGGACUGGUCACCGAGGUUGGCAAGAACGUGCAGAAGUUCAGCGUUGGCGACAAGGUUGGCGUCGGGUGCAUGGUCAACACUUGCCAGUCCUGCGAGAGCUGCAAUGAAGGGUUGGAGAACUACUGCUCCAAGAUCAUCUUCACGUACAACUCCCGUGACAGGGAUGGCACCGUCACCUGCGGUGGCUACUCCGACAUGGUCGUCGUGAAUGAGAACUUCGUCAUCCGGUUCCCUGACAGCAUGCCCCUCGACAAAGGCGCACCUCUGCUCUGCGCUGGGAUAACCGUGUACACUCCCAUGAAGUACCACGGGCUGAACGAGCCGGGGAAGCAUAUAGGCGUGCUCGGCCUUGGUGGGCUUGGGCAUGUCGCUGUGAAGUUCGCAAAGGCGUUCGGGAUGAGAGUGACCGUGAUCAGCACAUCGCCGGACAAGAAGGAGGAGGCUAUGGAGAGGCUUGGCGCGGAUGCCUUUGUUGUCAGCAGCGAUGCUAAUCAGAUGAAGUCUGCUAUGGGCACCAUGCAUGGCAUUAUAAACACGGCCUCUGCAAGCGUGUCCAUGUACCCUUACUUGGGGCUCCUCAAGCCCCAGGGCAAGAUGAUCUUGCUUGGCCUGCCUGAGAAGCCUCUGCAGAUCUCUGCCUUCGCUUUGGUUGGCGGCGGCAAAACUCUGGCCGGAAGCUGCAUGGGGAGCAUCAGGGACACGCAGGAGAUGAUCGACUUCGCCGCUGAGCACGGGUUGACGGCCGACAUCGAGCUGGUCGGCGCUGAGGACGUGAACUGGGCCAUGGAGCGCCUCGCCAAAGGCGAGGUCAGGUACCGCUUCGUCAUCGACGUCGGUAACACCCUCGUAGCGGCAUGACUAGCGAGCUCACCGGUCUCAGCUCUGUAGUAUCUAUACAAUCUAGCUACGACACCUGAUUCCUACUUGAAUCAAUAAAUGUACUGAGAGUGGUAUAUUGCCUAAACAUACUGUGUUGUGCGCUAUAUAUUGUGUGAUAUGGGAAGGAAUUAUAUCUGGACUAUGAAGCCAUGCAUUAUGCAAUUGUACUGUUUGUCUUAAUACAUCAUAUACCCAUACUAUAUGC